Molecule: messenger RNA, 948 nt
Organism: Mesocestoides corti
Lineage: Eukaryota; Metazoa; Platyhelminthes; Cestoda; Cyclophyllidea; Mesocestoididae
Source: the annotation of a GenBank genome assembly
AUGUCUACCACACCUGCGCCUGGCUCUCUUGAGGCAGAAUGUCCUGGGGGUCUAGACUGGGCCUGGUACGGCCUGGGCGAGUGCAUCAGAUCGACCCAGGAUAAAGUCUCCAUUGCAUUUGGUGUGCUGAGCAUCGUCUCGUGGUGUUUUUUUGGAUUCCCACAGAUCUACGAGAACUGUGUUAGAAAGAUGCCAGACUCGGCAGUCUCAGCGUUUCUUCUGGUCUUUUGGUUGCUUGGAGAUUCCCUUAAUUUUAUUGGCGCCUUCUUGACAGGCCAGCUCUUUUUGCAGAAACUUCUCGCUGGCUACACAGUCCUUAUCGAUAUUAUUCUCUGCGUUCAAUACCUGUACUACCUAAUUCUCCACAAAGUGCAGCUUAAAAUCACAAAGAUGGCAGAUGAGUUUGGCUCUUUUUUGCAUCAUUUAAAACGGAAAAGUAAACAACAAGCCUUACGCUUUUCGAUUUUUGCUGAACGUUUUGGGAUUUGUUUCGACUCAGGGCAUCCCAAAGUUGAGGACUUGGAUGAAGAGGAGGAGGACGCGAAAUCCUCAGCUGGCCCCGCACGCAACAAAAUAUUGGCAACGGUCCUUCUCGGUGUUAUCGUGCUGAGUGUCGUGCCUCUACCAAUGUCUGGCGAGUCUCCUGUCCCGAGGCAAACAUCUGUCAGUGGUCGUCGACUUCUCCAAGCUACUACCACGCCGGACCCAUGGGCCGACUUUCUGGCUUGGAGGCGAAAAUGCACAGAAGGUCUCAGUUUCUAUCUCUUCUUCCUCGCUGUUUUGGGCAAUACAUUUUACUCUUGUCAAAUUUUCACAAAGUCGAUUGACGCUGUCUUCAUCGUGAAUUCUUUGCCAUGGAUCAUUGGCAGCAUGGGCAUCCUGCUAUUCGAUGCUUUUGUAAGUUCUUACAUAAAAAAUGUUCGGAAAACGUCUUAUUUUACAUUUUGA